GGUGGAGUCCGGAGAGCGCGCAAGACCACGCGGUGGGAGUGCGGCGGACCCAGAGUGGGCGGACGGGUGGGCGAGGCGACGCGGCUCUUCGUUCGGCAGCGAGCUCCGGUCAAGGCUCCGCGCGGGGGGCGUGGGGGAGGCGAGAGCCCCGUAGUAAAAGCGCGCGGCUGCAGACGGGCAGCGCCUGCUGGACGACCGUAUGUCCCUCUGGCUGCGGGAGGCUGCCCGCGCCAAGGAAGGUCGCCGGGAGUCCCGAGAAGCUGGGACGGGAUGCAGCUCUCGCUGCUGCUGCUCUUCUCGACGUGCUGGUGGACGUUGGGGCCGGUAAACAGUAUUCACCCAGAAUGCAGAAUGCAACAGGAAAUCUAUCAAGAAGAAAAAAAGUGUAUGGAACGUCUAAAGAAUGCCAAUACAGUGAGUUUAACAGGAUGUGCUGGGGUCUGGGAUAACAUUACCUGCUGGCGUUCUGCAGAAAUUGGAGAAACUGUAACAGUCCCUUGUCCGAAAAUCUUCAGCAAAUUUUUCAGCAAACAAGGAAACAUCAGCAAAAAUUGUACAAGUAAAGGAUGGUCAGAGAUGUUUCCACAUUUUUUCAUUGCUUGUGGAUUCAAAGAUAUCGAAGACAACCCGGUUUUCUAUGUUUGGGUGAAAGCAGUUUAUACCCUCGGACACAGUGUUUCCCUCAUUGCUCUGAUCACAGGAAGCAUCAUUCUUUGUGUUUUCAGGAAACUUCACUGCACUCGGAACUACAUACAUUUGAAUCUGUUCCUGUCUUUCAUUUUAAAGGCAGUCUCUGUCUUAGUUAAAGAUGGAAUCCUCUAUUCCGACACUAGUACAGAUAAGUGUUCAGAUGUUCAUGCUUCUUGGGUCGGCUGCAAGGCUAGCUUGGUAUUUUUCCAGUACUGUGUAAUGGCCAAUUUUUAUUGGCUCUUAGUUGAAGGACUUUAUCUCCACAUCCUCCUCAUGAUCAUGUUCUCUUCUAACAGACACUUCACCGUGUAUCUCCUUACUGGAUGGGGAAUCCCUACAAUUUUUAUAAUCAUAUGGAUAAUAACUAGAGUUUAUCUAGACAACAAUGGUUGCUGGGAUACAAAUGAGCAUAGUGCUCCUUGGUGGAUUAUACGAGUACCAAUCCUAAUUUCCAUUUUAGUAAAUUUUAUAAUUUUCAUUAGCAUUAUAAGAAUUCUGCUCCAGAAGUUAAGAUCUCCAGAUGUUGGAGGCAAUGAACAAUCACAAUACAAGAGACUUGCAAAGUCAACGUUGCUUCUGAUUCCACUUUUUGGUGUUCACUAUGUGGUGUUUGCAGUCUUUGGCGUUUCUAAUUACUACCAGAUAGUUUUUGAAUUAUGCCUGGGUUCUUUUCAGGGACUGGUUGUUGCAAUCCUGUAUUGCUUUCUGAACAGUGAAGUUCGAGGAGAGCUGAAAAGAAAAUGGAAGAGCUGGUGUCUGAAUGAAAGAAUAAGCCGCGAUUACAAAGUUCACAGGUCUUCUGUUUUUCCAAAUGACUCAGAAGGUGGCUCCCAUUUGCAUCGCAACUCGGCCACUCAGUUUUCUUCUCAGACAGAAACUUCGGUGAUAUAAGUCAUCUAGGUGCCUAUGUAAAAACUAUGGAGCAUAUCCCUGGGUAUAUAGUUCAUUCAUUGUGCUAUUUUCUAAUGUGUAGAGUUUGUACUCCACUUUAUCUAUAUGUCAAGAUAGAGGGAUUUCCAGCCUAUGACAGCUGUCUUUUGUACUUGCUUUUAGGAUUUGGUUAUGAUAAAACCUUUUUCCUCUAUUAAUUCCCUCCCCCCAACUGUGUAUUCUGCAAGUAGCCGUAAAAAUUUAAUAGUCACCAUCCACAUUUGGUUUAAACCUCUGAAAAGUCAUCAAAUCAUGCAGCAAUUAGUUUCAUCUGUUGAAGAAAUGUUUCUUUUUACAAAGCUGGUUCCAAAGAUUAUAUGUUUAGAUAUUAAAUCUGUUAAUUCUGCUACAAUUAUUGUCCUUUUGCAGAAUCUUGAUUCUCAUUAGUGUAACCUGUGCAGAUAGUCCUUUUUAGCAACCAUAAUUGGGAUCAGCAACUUGGUUGUUAAGCAAAACAGUCUCUAAGUGAAAUACGAUUUUUAUGGUCUUUAGCUUUCCUUUGCUUUAUGAACCUAUGAAGGUCAUAAAUGUGAGGGACUGGUCACAAAAUUAUUUUUUCAUCAUCAGCGUAAUUAUGAACAGUCACUAAGCAGGACAGUUGCUAAAUGUGGGCUACCUGUAGAGAAACCUGCUGCUUAUUUUUGCAAUAUCAUAUGAUUGAAGACUGUGAAUUUGCGUGGACUUUAAAACCUAGAAGGGUCAUAUGUACACAGCACUGGCUUUCCAUUCCAAACAAGCUGCUUACGCAAGUAUGAUUGUGACCAUAGAAUUGAGGCUUGUAGUCAUAGCUCAUCUGAGUUCUCAUGUAGGUGAACAAUUGAAGGGAUUUGAAUGCAAAGUAAAAAUGAAAAACUAAAUGUUACGUGUUUGUGAGUUAUCAGAGCAGAUAGCACUUUCUUGGCAGAUGAAAUAGAAUUGAAAUGCAUUUGAAAAAGGGGAAAUCUUUAGUAUCAACCUUUUUUUUUUGUCUUUUUCAUGUUUCCGUGAUCUUCCAAAUGCUGUCAUUUAUCAGUUUUCUCAUAUGUUGUUUUAAUAUUAUUUAUUGUGUGCCUUUUUAUAUUUCCUGUAAUGCAGUGUUUCCCAAACUUGACAAUUUUAAGGCAUGUGGACUUCAACUCCCAGAAUUCCACAGCCAGCGUUGCUGGCUGUGGAAUUCUGGGAGUUGAAGUCCUCAUGCCUUAAAAUUGUCAAGUUUGGGAAACACUGCUGUAAUGUAAUGUAUUUUGAUUAUUCCCAAGUUUUCCUUUUUGUUAGCUUCUGUGGAUUUCUGUAAAAUAAGACUAAAGCACUUACUGAGAGACAUCGCUGCCACCUCUCCAUAAUGUUACCUGAUUUUAUUAGAUUUCUAUUUGUUUUUAAUGCCCUGGCCCUGGAAUCCCAAUAAAAAAAUUCCAAUCUCUUUUUUAUGAAGAGGGAGGCCUUCAACACUAAAAGUAAAAGUUUGAUCACAACAUAGUCUUUGUUUUCAGAUAUGAUGGGUUUGCAACUUCCAACACAACUUGUUUCAUUGGAUUGUGCUUUUAUAAUGCUUGAAAAGAAGAAUGAUAAACCUGUAUGCCUAGGGCCAGCAGUGGACUCCAAAACAAAUAUUUUCCCUGAGUAGUUUCAUUUUUAGAUAAAUAUUUAUGGUAAUUUCAACCAGAAUAGUAGUAAACUCAGUUAUUUCCAGUUUUAGGGUGUCCCCUCCAUUAUACCUCUCUCUCUGAUUUGCAUUGCCUCUACAAGGAAGGAAUGAGUCAAGAUGAGUCUAAAAUACUUUGCUUUAGAAUAGUCAGCAUAUUUCAUCUACUUGAUGUCAGUGACCUUUACAACACAACCAUAUUCAAAUAUUCUGAUGGUUCUGAAUGGAAUAAGGCAUAGUAAUGCGUUAAAGGAAUAUUUUACAAGUUGCUGGGCUUUAAAUGCGUUGGAUUAUUAUUCCCAGACUUUCUGAUCAGCCAAUAAGAAUUCUGGGAGAUUUUACUCAGACACAGGUAGUUCUCAUUUAUCUACCACCUUGUUCAGUUACAACAUUGAUGAAAAAGUAACUUUGCAACCAAUUUUCACAUUUACAACCUCUGCAAGUCUUUAAAACAAAAGAAAGCUGAAAUAAGAUCAUAAGCACAAUCACCAGUUUUAUUUAACGAGUGCUUUGCUUAAUGAUGGAAUUGCUAUUCCCAGUUGUGAUUGCUAAAUGAGAACUAUCUGUAUUUUAAAUCUCCAGAUGGUAGAUGGUUAGUCUACAACUAGUUAAUAUCUUUGGAACAGCAAUUUGCUUUAAAUAAAUAGAAAGUCAGGCAUAUAUUCCUGGAAGUAUGUCCCAUGAAUUCUGCAGAGUGUUGCCUCUCUUUGGCUAUUUGCUAAAGCUGGUCUGUAUAUGCAGAACAAUUUUUUAUUAAUUAGUAUUUUUUUCAUUUCUCCCAGAAUGAAAAAGCUAGUUUUCUUAAAGAAUGCAACAAAUGCACCCACUGAUAAAAGGCAAAAUAAAAAGCAUAAUUCUGCAUAA
This is a messenger RNA of Crotalus tigris (Tiger rattlesnake), 4105 nucleotides long. It is a transcript of the gene VIPR2, whose product is annotated as vasoactive intestinal peptide receptor 2. The record is from RefSeq and is a predicted model, not a curated record. Lineage: Eukaryota; Metazoa; Chordata; Lepidosauria; Squamata; Viperidae. The transcript has 13 exons. Bases 271 to 1581 code for a protein of 436 amino acids. Gene Ontology annotation, cellular component: plasma membrane. Gene Ontology annotation, molecular function: vasoactive intestinal polypeptide receptor activity; peptide hormone binding; G protein-coupled peptide receptor activity. Gene Ontology annotation, biological process: adenylate cyclase-modulating G protein-coupled receptor signaling pathway; cell surface receptor signaling pathway.